AUGUGGUCGUUUGCCUUGGAGCAGGAGGGCCAAUACAAGGAGGCGGAGCGGAUCGCCUGGGAGGGCUUCAGCUUCGAGAAGGAGCUGGGCCCCGACGCCUGGCUGGAUCAUAGCUUGGCCCACUCGCUCUACUUCCAAGGGAAGGACCGUCUGGAAGAUGCGAUGUCUUUCAUGAAAGAGCGCUGCGCGACCUGGGCCAAGGAGGACUUGCACCCCUUUCUCUACACGCACUGUUGGUGGCACCUGGCGCUCUUGCACCUUGGUGAGCCUCAGCACAGUGUCGACGUGCUCGCCGUUAGAACGACAAGUGCCAAGAACUUGGCUGAAGUGAAGUUUCUGCAUAUACCUUUGCAGGCUCUGGCGGCUGGAAUCGCGUCAACAGGAACCCUGCAGCAUUGCGAUCUGCUGUUGGACAUUUUGCUGAUCCGCGGACUGUGCGUUACUGCUGCGGAGGAUGCCAAACCGCUGGAUGAGUUCCUCGCAGCUGUGAAGGACCAUUCGAAGGAGAUGGCGGCAGGGCCGGGUGGCGCCGGCGGGCGCGCUGAGGCUUACCACAGCCUUGCUUGUUUCGUAGCAGACAUCUUCCGCUCUGACCUGCCGGUCUCGGAGACAGCCGAGAAACGCACCAAGGCGCGGAAUGGCAUCCUUGAGCUGAAGCAGCACUGGGGCUGUCUUGGAGGGAGUGAAGAGCAGCGCGGAAUCUUGCUCGAGGCUGUGAAAGGUCCAGUGGUGUGUGGCAAUCCGCAGGAAGAAAACGGCAGAGGUGGGGGAUGUCGACUCCUGUAG
Messenger RNA from Symbiodinium natans, 786 nucleotides. NCBI's taxonomy places the organism in Eukaryota, Dinophyceae, Suessiales, Symbiodiniaceae. The record is from the annotation of a GenBank genome assembly.